Didymella exigua CBS 183.55 is the source of this 1625-nucleotide messenger RNA. RefSeq lists its product as uncharacterized. The coding region runs from base 244 to 1482 and encodes 412 amino acids. The transcript has 2 exons. Lineage: Eukaryota; Fungi; Ascomycota; Dothideomycetes; Pleosporales; Didymellaceae. The record is from RefSeq and is a predicted model, not a curated record.
CGGGAAGAGGCUCUGCGUUGUUGGUGGAAUGCUGAAUGCAGGGGCUAGAUUUGAAACCAGCGGGACGUUCACAGGAAGAUCUGAUCUUUGGAAGGCUAGCUCCACCAAAAUUACGGGGAGAAGCUUACGUCGACGGUUGGGCCCUGUCCAAGACAUGAACGCGCUGUCUCCUCGUCACUGCAUAUUCCUCCAGGCGCCGUGAGCAAUUGCACUCGGCAAACACGGUCCGCGUUAUCCGCCAGCAUGCUCAGCGGACCACCCCGGCUCGUCCCCUUCAUCGUCGUAGCCUUCGUGCUUGCGCUGGUCGUGUGGUACUAUCAUGGCGUGUCAGGCACCGGCGCGUCGCUAUCGGCGUGGAAGCCCAGCUCCUCGUUCUCGACAGAGCGCCCGUCAUCGCUGCGCCCGGGCGUAGACCCUCUCGACUUCAGCAUCCCGCUGCGCUUCUCGGACGGCGUGCCCAAGCCCGCAGGCACCAACUACACGUUUAAGAUUGUCGUGCCCAAGACGACCAAGGAGGACCUGGCAUGGAUGCAGGAGGAGAUCCCCCAUGCGCCGCUGGUCAUAUACGAGGUGGACAACGAGAAGGCCGAGCACAAGGUGCCCAAGAACAAGGGCCGGGAGGCCAUGGUGUACCUUAGCUACAUAAUCGACCACUACGACGACCUCCCUGACACAACCCUGUUCAUGCACGCCCAUCGUCACGCAUGGCACAACAACCAGCUGAUGGGCCUCGACGCCGCCCAGAUCGUCGACCGCCUGAACCACGACCGCGUCGCCCGCCUCGGCUACAUGAACGUGCGAUGCCACCACGACCCCGGCUGUCCUGACUGGAUCCACAUGGACCGGCCGGGCGGCGACUUCGACUUCUUCCACAAGCCCGAGGAGAUCUACUGGCGCAAGAGCAUCUGGGAAGAGAUCCACCCGGGCGCGCCCAUCCCACCCUCUCUCUCCGGUAUCUGCUGCGCGCAGUUCGCCGUCUCGCGCGACAGGAUCAGGCAGGUGCCUGUCGAGCGCUUCAUUCACUACCGCAAGUGGCUGCUCACAACAGGCAUGGACGACCAGUUCUCCGGCCGCAUCUUCGAAUACAUCUGGCAUUACAUCUUCACCGGUCACGAAGUCUACUGCCCCGCGAUGAACACGUGCUACUGCGACGGCUACGGUAUCUGCUUCGGUGGCCGCCAGAAGUUUGAUGACUACAUUAAGAAGCAGGACGACAGGAACGACAAGUGGACAAAGCUCGACGAGUUCAACAGGCGCGCAGACAAGGCGAAAGAGGAAGGCAAGGAUCCCGAAUUCACAGCCGAGGAGAAGCUCACAAAGGACACCCUGAGGAAAACAGUUAACGAGAUGGAUGUUGAGCUUAAUAAGCUGAGGGAAGACGCGAGGAAGAGGGGUGAGGACCCCAAGCUGAGGGCGGAGGAGACAGAGACCUAUGAUUCAUCGCACAUCUGGGACUAUGCGCCGCAUGGUGACAAGACCUAAGGAUAAGGGCACUGUAUAUGAUGGCUUCAUGACUGGCGUUGUGGUGUAAGCGUUCGAGCGGCAUGCGUGUUAGAUCUGACGGUAGCUGCUGUACAUAGACUGGACUUGCAAACAGGCAAAAUCCCAUUUAAGCUUCAUUCAUC